AUGUAUCACCUCGGGCUCCAGAGUAAUCUGUCCAAUGUGGUGUCUGGUCCACAUGAUGAUGAGAUGGCUUUCGGAGAUCUUACCGUUGCUAUCCGUCAAACCAAAGUCCACCAGAUCAUCGUUAAGAUGCCUUCGUUCAAGGCGAUCAUAAUUAUCUGCCUGGCGUCAUCUGCCGUGGCAGUGCCCAUUGCUAUCACCACGCCACAGGGUCAACUCGACAAUGCUCUACCCGCAGCGUCCAUCACCCGCCGGAAACUUGAAUAUGCAUCCAACCUCAACCGCAAGCGAGACAUUCCACUGUAUGCCAACUCACCCAUACCACGUGACUGCGGCAGCAGCUCGGCUCAAGAGGAAGCCGAGAGACAGCAACAGGCCGCCGAAGAAGCCCAGAGAGAAAAGGAAAGGCAAGAGGCCGCUGAAAGAGAGGCCGAACUGCGCAAGGAACAACAAGAGGCUGCUGAGCGGGAGUCUGAGCAACGCAAAGAAGAACAAGAGGCUGCGGAAAAAGCGGCUGAGAAGAAGAAGGAGGCCGCCGAGCAGGAGGCUCAGGCCAAAGCCGAAGAAGAAGCGAAGAAGGAGGCUCAGGCCAAAGCUGAAGAAGAAGCGAAGAAGGAGGCUCAGGCCAAAGCUGAAGAAGAAGCGAAGAAGGAGGCUCAGGCCAAAGCUGAAGAAGAAGCAAGGAAGGAAGCUCAGGCCAAAGCUGAAGAAGAAGCAAGGAAGGAGGCUCAACAGAAGGCUGAAGAAGAAGCGAAGAAGGAGGCUCAACAGAAAGCUGAUGAAGAAGCGAAGAAGAAAGCUCAAGAACAAGCUGAGAAGGAAGCCGAGAAGGAGAAGGAAGUGCAGAAGAAAGCUCAAGAGCAAGCUGAGAAGGAAAAGGAAGCGCAAAAGAAAGCUCAAGAGCAAGCUGAGAAGGAGGCCGAGAAGGAGAAGGAAGCGCAAAAGAAAGCUCAAGAGCAAGCUGAAAAGGAGGCCGAGAAGGAAAAGGAAGCCGGAAAAAAAGCUCAAGAGCAAGCUGAGAAAGAAGCUGAGAAGCAAGCUAAGAAUGCUUAG
This is a messenger RNA of Pseudomassariella vexata, 1050 nucleotides long. RefSeq lists its product as uncharacterized. NCBI's taxonomy places the organism in Eukaryota, Fungi, Ascomycota, Sordariomycetes, Amphisphaeriales, Pseudomassariaceae. The record is from RefSeq and is a predicted model, not a curated record. The transcript has 4 exons. Bases 1 to 1050 code for a protein of 349 amino acids.